Messenger RNA from Saccostrea cuccullata (small rock oyster), 2099 nucleotides. RefSeq lists its product as uncharacterized. The coding region runs from base 526 to 1596 and encodes 356 amino acids. The transcript has 2 exons. The record is from RefSeq and is a predicted model, not a curated record. Lineage: Eukaryota; Metazoa; Mollusca; Bivalvia; Ostreida; Ostreidae.
AGACCCAAUGCUGGCAAUGGAAAAGCUAACAAAUUUACAAAAGGAAAUCGAUUGAUCCAUACUCACUUGAAAGAGAUGGCAGCUGAGACAUUUCAAAAUGUUUUGGAUGUAUACAGACAGGAGAAGUUGAUAACUUCAAAAGCACAUUCCAUAAAUGUUCAAUCAAGAUGGGGAUGGGGAGAAAUCAAGAUGGCUCUGAUUGGCAUUCAUGUCCUUGGUGCAGACAGAGACUAUUCUAGAUGUUUAGAGCAUCUUGAGAAGAUACCAGAGCUACCUGACAUUGAUGUCACUGAGGCAAGGAAAAUCUUCCUUUAUCAGUUUGUGGAAAAUUCCAGUCCAGAUUUGUAUUUGUGUCACCUCGGACAUAACCUGUACGUGAAUGCCUUGGUGGAUAAAAACCAGGAGGUUCUCCAAAAACUCCAAAAUGACUACCAUGUAGAUUUCACAUUGUUUGAAAACCCUCUACAUUUGGCCGUGGAGUGCCAUCUUCUUCCUAUGAUGGAAUAUUUAGUGAAUGAAUAGGGAAUGGAUGUGAAUUGUGUUGAUGACAAAGGUAACACACCACUGCAUCAUUUGAUGAAGUAUCGUCAGCAUCCUAUUUUAAUUAUAAGUUUUGAUUCUGAAAAGUCUAAUGCAAGAUAUGACAACAGCUUAAGAACUGAAGUUCUGCAAUUUUUAAAGAACAGGGGUGCCAAUCUGUUAGUUCGUAACAAAAGGGGAAGAACACCCUUACAGUACGCUAUUGUAGAUCAAAACAUAACAGACGUUGACGAGUUCAUUGAUGCGUAUAGCAAUUUCAACGACUUUAAUCAUGAAACUCGUAUAGAAAUCUUAGAACUCGUAGCAGCAAGGCAGAUAUUCAGUGACAAGGAGGAAGAGUUUGUUGGAGGAAUUAACACCUACAAACGUGCUCUGGUCGAAAGAAGGAAACAUGGUAUUCCAAAUACUAGUAAAAUGCCCCCACGGGAAGUUUUCUUUGAGAGUACUGUUGAACCUGAUGUAGAAAAUUCCGAGUUUUUGGACUUAAUCUGCACUCCAGGAGAAAAAAGGAAAAGACAUAUUCUUGGCCUUCUGAUUUAUGAGAGAAUUUUAGGAUGUAGACAUUUUUGUUUCCUGAAGAAAAGUUUUUCAUAUCUUACACGAGAUUUACAACCAGGUCUUAGGGACGGAGUAGUGUCUACCCAUCACCUUUUGCAGAGUUUGACAUUUUAUUUCAAUAUCCUGAAAAAUGAAAAGGUGUUUAAGGAUGGUGAGGAAGAGCCCAGGAAUUGGUUUGAUCAGCCUUUCGAUGUUGAAAAAGUGUCUAAACUGGUAACAUGUUUCGACUUUGAAAGAUACAAUUGUAUGUUUAAUACAGACGAACUUCUGGAUCUGCUAUUAAAUGUAUAUAUUAGCGUAUUCCAGUUAAAAAUUGAGCUGGGUGAAGUACCAAGUGAGAAAGACAGAGUUCAUUUGUUCAGUUUUUUAGACAUCAUUUUCUCACGAUCAUUGAGUAAAGAAAAUGAAUUCACUUUGAAGGAAGUGCAAAACUCCUCAUCAAUGCCAGCAAGUGUGGACCAGUUGGACUCAUUCACAGUAUUGUGGAUCCUAUGCUGACACUAAGAGGGGAAUACUAUGUUUACAUUUUCAAUCACGGUCCAGAAAUUUUGGAAAUGCUCCUGGAUUGUGGGGCCUCUAUAAACGAACUGAACGAACAAAAAAUGAACAUCCUGCAAUUGUUUUUUGUAAAUACCCUCGAAAACUUCGAUGAAGAGUCAUAUGAACUUUUCCCAGCUGCUGAAGUUGACAGUUUUAAUAACCAAUUGAGGAAAGUUGUGAAUAUAGCAUUGGAAAGGGGUGUGCAUGUAGAUAAGGGAUGUGUGAUCAGACAAUUUGGGCAAGAAGUUUUUAAAACUCCGUUGGAUCAAGCUGUGGGCACAGAAUUUUAUCCUAUUCUGAAUAAUCCCAAGUACAGAAGUCUUAAAUGUCUUGCAACAUCUGUAAUUAUAGCAGAAGACAUUCCGUACAGGAAUGAGAUCCCACUAGAACUCAUUCAUUGGAUUGACUUUCACAUGGGAAAGGGAGAAUUUUAUAAUUAAAUUCAUAAAAUGUAAAGCCUU